This is a messenger RNA of Racocetra persica, 378 nucleotides long. NCBI's taxonomy places the organism in Eukaryota, Fungi, Glomeromycota, Glomeromycetes, Diversisporales, Gigasporaceae. The record is from the annotation of a GenBank genome assembly.
UAAUACCACUACAUCUUCAAAUGAUAACAAUAUCCCUAAUACACCUUCAAGUAGAAACAAUUCUGCUACAACUUCAAGUGAUCAACUCCCAAAAGAAGUUACUAGACUAUAUUUUAUUUUAAGCGCUCGGAACUGUCCAAACAUUGGUCAUUUCAUCAGUCCGAGCAUCCAAAUAUAUGAUGAAACCUCACCGCAAGUUCAAUUGUGCAAUUAUUCACUUCAAACUACCGCAAACUCUCAAGCAGUAAUAAUGUGUUUAGUUGCAAGAUCAUUUGAAGGCUCAUGGGAGAUUAUACCUGUUGGCCGUUUAUCUAGCGGAAAUGCUGGAAAUUAUAAUCCCAUUAAAACAACAAUUCUAGAUUUAGAAAACAAUAUUAA